Messenger RNA from Siniperca chuatsi (mandarin fish), 2085 nucleotides. It is a transcript of the gene tsnare1, whose product is annotated as T-SNARE Domain Containing 1. Gene Ontology annotation, biological process: intracellular protein transport; vesicle fusion; vesicle-mediated transport. Gene Ontology annotation, molecular function: SNAP receptor activity; SNARE binding. The record is from RefSeq and is a predicted model, not a curated record. Gene Ontology annotation, cellular component: membrane; endomembrane system; SNARE complex. The transcript is spliced from 14 exons. Bases 540 to 1289 code for a protein of 249 amino acids. NCBI's taxonomy places the organism in Eukaryota, Metazoa, Chordata, Actinopteri, Centrarchiformes, Sinipercidae.
AUGACUGUGUGCGCACGGAUCGCCUGAUACGCACGGAUCAGGUACAUUUGCGUGAGGGGGGGGUUCGGGAGACACAUUUCCACGGGGGAGCAGACUUCGACACAACACCUGUUGUGCGCAGACAAGAGAACGCAAAGGUGGGAUGUCCCGGUGGCUCGUCUUCUGAAGAUUUAUUGAAACAACACACCGCUGGAUAUUGACUGAAACCAUAUUCUGUGCCCUGCCCAAAGUACCAUGUACAUGUAGACACCAGUCACAGGCUCAUCAGGACCAUUCACUAUAAAGAAUGACUCGGAGUGAUUAUUAAUGCAAGGACUGAUCAGUUUAUUGGAUAAUGUACCUGGGAGCUGCAAACAAUAACCACUCUGACACCACACUGGCCUUCUUCUGUCAGGCUGUUGAGGAAUGUGCGUAUCAACUGACUAAGAUCAUGGUGGAGAGAACGGUGGAGAGGCCCUGAUGAUGGAAGCUUUACUGCAGGCGAAAGUGUGCACAACCAAAGUCACCUGCAGCUGACGCACCACCAACCAUCAGGCAGAAUGUCGUAUGGGUCCAUUGAUGGAGGUUCUUUUGGCAGUCGCAACCCAUUUGGAGGUCCCACGAGGCAGGGCUACCAACCAGUAGCCACACAGGUCAGCCCCUCAGAACUGCAAGAUGUGUUUCAGGAGACCUCCUCCAGUAUCUUCCAGAUCAACUCCAACGUUGUCACACUAGAGAAGAAUCUUCAAUCACUGGGAACAUCAAGAGAUACAGCAGAGCUACGACAGAGUCUACACUCCAUGCAGCAGCAAACCAAUAAAGUCAUCACCAGCACAAGCCAACUCAUCAAACAGCUCUCUGAUAUAAUCAGCGGCUCUUCACGGCAAGACCGUCUGCGCCUGACCAGACUAAAGACUGAACUCUCAGAGUCUGUGCAGCGCUAUGGGGAUCUGCAGAAGAAAAUUGCAGAGCGCUCAAGGGCCUUGCUCCCUCCAGCACAGAAAGACAAGAGGAAGAGUCCCCAGACCCCGUCCACUGAGCAGGUCGAGGAGGGCCCACUGUUUGGAGAAGCAGUAGCCUCAGAGGGAGGAGCUCAGGCUUUCCUGUCUGAGAUCAGUGAGGAGGACGUGGAAGUGCUUCGCCAAAGAGAGGAGGCACUGCUGCAGAUCGAAUCACACACAAUAACAACAGCGGCAGGAUUGACAGGACGCAUCAGAGGACCAGCAGAGGAAGUCGCCGCGCGCAGGGACGUGAGGCCGUGCACUGCCCCCUGGAGCUGCUGCAGAUUCAGGGUGUAUCAGUCAAAAUGAUGUCCUUCUGCUUUUUCUUGCCAGUUUCCCUUGAUUUUGAUGAAAAACAUGACAUGCUAAUGGAAAAAAUAUGACAAAAAUUCAGCUGAACUUUCACAAACGCUGCAUUCAUUUUGCAUGCAAAAUGGGAAAACCUCCCGUUAUUCUGAACUGGGAGCAUUCAUGCAUUGUUCCGAGAUGGUUUUCCUUGUUGCUAGCCUUGAACAUGAACAUGAAUGAAUACUAAAUGAUCUGCUUUUUUUCAUGUUACAUAUUUGUAAUGAUUUGUUAAUAAGUGAAACCAGACACAAACUGUGUACAGCUCGUUUUAAAUCAGCUGGAUCAGUUGUAUUUGUGUCAACAUUUUAUUUGUAUAUAAUUGUGAUCAUUUCACAAGCUAAAAUACUAUUGAAUUUACACACUCUAUCUGCUCUUCAGCUGUGGGACAGGAAGCAAUCUCCUGUAUAAUUAUGAAAGAGCCACGGUAACAUCCAACCAUGGUAACGUGUGAGUGUGAGAAUUUUCUCUGAUACAUAAUACAGUGAAAAAUAGUUAAACAGUGAGUGAAAUGUAAUGGCCACACUGUAACUAUCCCCCCAUAACAUUACUGUGCAAAUGAUGCUACAUUAUGAUCUUUCUGAACACCAGAAAAAUCAUAAAGAUUAAAAAAAAUAUACCCAGCAGUAAGUAAUUGCGCUUGGCUCCAUCUUUACCAGCUGCAUCAUUAUAGUGAUGUACACAUUAAAGGUCCAGUGUGUAACAUUUAGGAGGAGCUAUUGGCAGAAAUGGAAUAUAAUAUUUAUAAGUAUGUUUUUUU